Messenger RNA from Xenia sp. Carnegie-2017, 2236 nucleotides. RefSeq lists its product as uncharacterized. NCBI's taxonomy places the organism in Eukaryota, Metazoa, Cnidaria, Anthozoa, Malacalcyonacea, Xeniidae. The coding region runs from base 549 to 2147 and encodes 532 amino acids. The transcript has a single exon. The record is from RefSeq and is a predicted model, not a curated record.
GUUGCGGUCUCUCGGUGUAGCUAUAUUUUUACAAAUUUUUUCGUGAAAAAGAAGUCAUCGGUCGAUAAUCCACACAGAAUCUUGUUUAUAAAGUGUUCCUGCUCAUUCGGGCCAAGUUUCAUGAGUUUUGGUCAAGAAAUUUUGAUAUUAUAUUGCUGUUUUGUUUUUUGCCACGCAUCGUGAUCAUCUUUUUGUCAUCGUGCUCACCUAUCCCGUCGUCGAUUUUGGCAAGUUUCUUUCACUUCGAACUACCAGUUUUCGCUCUACACGACUCUCUGGACUCGUAUCGUCUAAAUUAUUAUCUAACCUGCAGUGGAUCGUAUAUCGUUCUGCUGUUGUUGUCAAAUUGCCGAAGUAUAAACUACGCAAUUCGCCGCCAUCUUGUUUUCCCGUUUGCUCUAUACCGACUUAAAUCUACCGUGGACUAUCUAUAUUUGGUAUCUACGUGUUCCUGGUACUCUUCUCUACAUUUCUAUAAGAUUUUUGGAGUCGAACUACAUACAUUUUUUCAUUUAUCUGCGAAAGUCAUCAAACCAAGAAUCAUAGCGAUGGUGCUUCCACUUCUCAACGGCGUCCUUCCUUCUCCAACGACCCCUAAGAAAAUUUCGUCAAACCCAAACGAUUUCAUUGGCAAAUCAUACUAUCCAUUACCUUUUCAAGCUUCAUCAUUGAUUGAAAAUCUUGGUAUUGGCUCUUCCCCGUCCUGGGACAUCAACAUAAACAAUAAAUCUAUCAAACUUAAAAUUGAAUGGUAUGUUGAGAAGAACAAUAUCAAUUCCCAUGAAUUUCCUAAACCACUUCUAAACACACUUUCAUCCUACAACCUUGUACAACCCACCUGGUCUUCCUCCUUUGCUGACGAGAAAUUGUCUUUUAAGUUUGAAUGGAGACAACUCUCUGAUGACACCAACUCACCUGAACAAGUUAAAACUCCACCUACUAAAGCAUCUUUCCACACCCCUGACUCUGGUUAUGCAUCAACAUCCAAAUCAUAUGUAUAUCCAUCACCUAACCUUGUUACACCAACCAAACUAUUCCAUAAUCACCCUCUUUCUUCUUUAAAUCCCCUUACACCUCCUUACACUCCUUACAAACAUGUUAACUUUCCACAUAAAGGAUCAAACACACCAUCUACACAGACAAAAUCAAACAAUAAAUGUGUACCUAGAUCCAAACACCACACUUUAAGUUCUACCUACAUAAAGAACAAUAAUUCAACAUCUCAUACCCACAAACCACCUAAAACACCUUCCAAACCUUCCACUAUCUCACCCACAAGUGCCCAAACAACAAAACCACAAUCAACUGUCACAUGUAGUGUUAUAUUUAAUGAUUGCCAACAAUCAAACACAAACUCUAAUACAUCAACAUCAAUAUCGAAACCUACUACAACUUCUAAAAAGAAGUCAACCAUUAAUUCCACAACCAAUACCCUUCCCCCUAACAAAACUUCCAUCACAACAACUACUUCCUCCAACAAUUCUCCUAAGCCUUCUUCAUCUACCUCCUCUUUCAACACCACAACCCCCACUCCACAUAAAUCAAUAGCCCAACCAUCUUCCAUCCACAACCAACCUUCUCCGGGUAUCGAGGGGGAUGAAAAUUUUUCAGCUAAUGGUAUGCCGUGGCAUUUGUUGGAUCUUCACCAGGAUGAGGACCACAUCGGUAUAAUUCCCUCCUCCCCGCUGAUUGGCAUCUCAGAAAAAUCAACCGAGGACAACAUCAUAACAACCAUCAAUGACUCACCACCUGAAUUUGACCUUGGGGAAGAGAAAUAUCUUGAGACUCCAUCACCAUUGAUUACCACCACCAAUGGUCUUCUGGAUAACAACCUCCAAGUUGAAAGAAUGGACAUCAAAGGAACUUGCCGUCUCUGUAAACAAGAAGUGAAGUCACAUGAAAUUGAUUACCAUCUGCUAUUUUGCCCACAUACGGAAGAAAAGUUGGAUGCUAUAUGCUCAAAAUAUUCUAAACUAUCAAAAAACAAUGCAACCAUGAAUGGCAUUUACUGUAUAAUACAUGACUAUAUUGAAUGCUGCAUUGUUGAUGAAGAAAUAUCUAAUUGUUUUUCCUUAUCUACAUUUAAAAAUUUUGUGAAAGACAUUGACCACUACCUCAAUGAACAUGCUAUAACUAUAUUUAAAUAAAACCAUAUUAGGGGUAAACAUAUGAGAUUCAAUAUUCUUAACUAUAAAUAAUUUCUAUGUAAAUAUACCCCCCUCCCCCACCUUUCUCU